Molecule: messenger RNA, 1618 nt
Organism: Prosopis cineraria
Lineage: Eukaryota; Viridiplantae; Streptophyta; Magnoliopsida; Fabales; Fabaceae
Biological process (GO): fructose 6-phosphate metabolic process; sucrose biosynthetic process; fructose 1,6-bisphosphate metabolic process
Cellular component (GO): cytosol; cytoplasm
Molecular function (GO): fructose 1,6-bisphosphate 1-phosphatase activity
Source: RefSeq, a predicted model, not a curated record
AGCAAAAACGAAAAUUUCAUAUUUAUCCUCAAUCUUCUUAGCAGCUUAUUUUGGCCACCAUUCUUCCUCGCCCGAAGGUGAGGAGGACCAAGCAGAAGGCGCUUCAAGCCUGUGUGGGCCGCGACAGUGUUCUCCGAGACACUAACCAUUCAAAUUCUCAGAUGGUAACAACAUUGCUCUCAACCCCACAAAGAUUUUCCUAAUUAUGCAGUCAGCUUCCACAUCACUCUUGCAUCAAUUCCCAACUUUCCGUCCGAGAUUCUCGACUCUUCCGUCAAGAACUCGACUUCUUCCAUUCAACAGACCAAGAAUGGCUUCGCUUUCUGGCUCUCGAGUUUGGUCACAGAUAGGACUGGGUGGUUCUUCUUCUUCAUCUCCGGGUGAUGAUGGGUUUUGUUCGUUCAUGGAGUUUGUGGGUAAGAGAGGACUCAAUGUGGAAGAUGAUUUGGUGGUUUUGCUCUAUCAUAUACAGUACGCUUGCAAGCAAAUCGCUGCUCUUGUGGCUUCUCCUUUCAAUUACUCUCUUGGGAAACGGUCAGGUCUCGGUUCAGCUGCUGCUUCUGGGUCUGACAGAGAUGCUCCGAAGCCGCUUGAUAUCGUCUCGAACGAAAUUAUCUUGUCUUCACUAAAAAAUUCUGGAAAAGUGGCUGUCAUGGCUUCUGAAGAAAAUGAUAAUCCGAUCUGGAUAAGUGAUGAUGGUCCUUAUGUGGUGGUAACAGAUCCCCUUGAUGGUUCUCGGAAUAUCGAUGCAUCCAUUCCAACAGGUACAAUUUUUGGCAUAUAUAAGCGCCUCACUGAACUAGAUAACCUACCUAUUGAGGAGAAGACUACGCUUAAUUCACUUCAGAGUGGGACAAGGUUGGUUGGUGCUGGCUAUGUUCUCUAUUCAUCUGCCACUAUUCUAUGCACCACCUUUGGUUCAGGGACACAGGCAUUCACUCUUGAUCAUUCAACAGGAGACUUCAUUCUAACAAAUCCAAGCAUCAAAAUUCCUCCUCGUGGGCAAAUCUAUUCUGUGAAUGAUGCUCGAUACUUCGACUGGCCUGAAGGUUUGCGGCGAUAUAUAGACACCGUGAGACAAGGGAAAGGUAAAAAUCCAAAGAAGUACUCGGCACGGUAUAUAUGUUCUCUGGUGGCUGAUCUGCACAGAACUUUGAUGUAUGGUGGUGUGGCAAUGAAUCCAAGGGAUCAUCUUCGUCUUGUUUAUGAAGCAAACCCUCUGAGUUUCAUUGUAGAGCAGGCUGGGGGAAGAGGGUCUGAUGGGAAAAAUAGGAUUCUUUCACUUCAACCUGUUAAACUGCAUCAAAGACUUCCUCUGUUUCUGGGGAGCUUGGAAGAUAUGGAAGAGUUGGAGAGUUAUGGAGAUGUUCAACAAAAAGUCAAUCCUGGUUAUGAGGUUUGAUCAUGGACUGCAAUUUUGAUUCGCUGUCAGUAAUGCUACGAGAGUACCAGCUGAUUCUAUGCAUUUUCCAAUGACCAUUACUUGUGUUAAUAAUUAUCCUUUUUUUUUUUUUUUGGCUUUCCAUUUGGUGUGAUUGUAUCUGAUAACACCGAUUAAUUCAUAUCGAUACAUAUGAUACAUGUAUAUAUACGUGUGUAUAUAUAUAUAUAUAAACAA